GUCCCGCCUUCCUUCAGUGACGCGCUUCCGUCAAGAUGGUUGUCGGCGCUUUCCCCAUCGCAAAGCUGCUCUAUCUGGGCGUUCGUCAGCUCAGCAAACCAGUGGCCAACAGGAUUAAAGCAGGAGCGCGGAGAAGUGAAUUCUUCAAGAAUUACAUAUGUCUUCCUCCGGCACAGGCGUACCACUGGAUCGAGAUGAAAACGAAGAUGAGGAUAAUGGGCUUCCGUGGCGCUGGCAUCAAACCACUUAACGAGGAUGCGGCUGCAGAGCUGGGAGCCGAACUGCUAGGCGAGGCCAUCAUCUUCCUCAUCGGCGGCGGCUGCUUAGUACUCGAGUACAGCAGGCAGGCGGCGAACAGCAGGAGAAAGGAAGAGGAGCUGAACCUCACGAUCACCAACCUGCAGACUCAACUCGGAGAACUGGCCUUGACCACCGAAACUCUAGACGCUCAGCUCCGUGAGGUCAACAGGCUCCUACUGUCCUUGCCGUCUGCGCCGAGUGGCAAAUAACAAUUAGCGCACGGCACUGAGUGGAACAGACGGACUAAAUCUGUAUGUGCGUGACGUCCUACAAUACAAAGAAGCUCCACUGUGUAUAUAAUGCAAAUCUUUCCACACACAUACACAGCCUGUGAUUUAACAACAUUUAAGAACCUGUGGUUUAGUACGUGUGGCUUGGUUCAGUAUUGGAGAGCAAAUUAUUCAUUUCUUAUAAGAGUUGCACUCAAAUUAAUUUAUUCUCAUAUAUCAUAUUCCGCAGAAACAUUUCAUAUUUCUCUCUAGGACUUUUGCAGUUCGUAAUAAACUCAGUUUGGUUUGAUGCCUGUAGCUUAGUUAAGGUAACCCUAAAUAAGUGAAUUCUUUUGUGAUUGCCUCAGAAUUCAGCUCAGAGUCCACUUAUUUAAGAUUGACUUCCUGCAGCUCAGACCAGUGAGAGAACACAAAGAGAUUUUACUUCACACACUGUAUGCAGUCGUCUGGAUUGUUCUGUGCAUUUGGUUUGGUUAAGUUAGUAGAUGCUCUUCCUCUGGCUGCAGUUUCAUGCUUUAAAACUGUUGAAACGAUUGAGUUCGAGUGACGCAAAAAAAAGACAACUCUGGAUCAUUAAUAUUAAUUACAAGUUUGAGAAAAAUAACUACCUGAGACUUGUGAUAACAAGCCCCAUGCCUGUGCAGUGAUGCUGUUUUGUCUUGAAGGAUGAUUGCAAUGUGCAUAAAGAGAUGUAUAUUAAUUAUUGUAAAAUAAAAAUAAAUGUCCUAUAUCUUGACUGUU
Molecule: messenger RNA, 1271 nt
Organism: Hemibagrus wyckioides
Lineage: Eukaryota; Metazoa; Chordata; Actinopteri; Siluriformes; Bagridae
Gene: opa3
Product: outer mitochondrial membrane lipid metabolism regulator OPA3
Exons: 2
Coding region: 36-509 (157 amino acids)
Biological process (GO): regulation of lipid metabolic process
Cellular component (GO): mitochondrion
Source: RefSeq, a predicted model, not a curated record